This is a messenger RNA of Podospora pseudocomata, 1393 nucleotides long. RefSeq names its product thiamine metabolism-related protein (gene THI4). NCBI's taxonomy places the organism in Eukaryota, Fungi, Ascomycota, Sordariomycetes, Sordariales, Podosporaceae. Gene Ontology annotation, biological process: thiamine biosynthetic process. The record is from RefSeq and is a predicted model, not a curated record.
AUGCUUCUCGCUCCUCCCCUUUGUUUUUCGAGGAUGAGCCCCCCCCUAACAUCCCUAGAUAACAUACAACCCAUCAAAAUGGCCCCCUCCGCCGUCACCCCUCCCCAGAAGCCCGCCGUCCUGGCCACCCACCCUCUGAAGUCGGUCAACCUCGACAACAAGACCGACGUCACGCCCACCCCGGCCAUCAAGGAUGACCUCGCCGCCCUCUUCAACAACUGGGACUCGUUCACCUUCGCCCCCAUCCGCGAGUCCACCGUCUCCCGCGCCAUGACCCGCCGCUACUUCAACGACCUGGACACCUACACCGAAUCCGACAUCACCAUCGUCGGCGCCGGCUCGGCCGGUCUCUCGUGCGCCUACGUCCUCGGCACCCUCCGCCCCGACCUCAAGAUCUCCAUCCUCGAAGCCGGCGUCGCUCCCGGCGGCGGUGCCUGGCUCGGCGGCCAGCUCUUCUCCGCCAUGGUCAUGCGCAAGCCUGCCCACCUUUUCCUCGAGCAGGUCGGUGUUCCGUUCGAGGACGAGGGUGACUAUGUUGUCGUCAAGCACGCCGCGCUCUUCACCAGCACCAUCAUGAGCAAGGUCCUUCAGAUGCCCAACGUCAAGCUGUUCAACGCGACGACGGUGGAGGAUUUGAUCACAAGGCAGGACGAGGAGACUGGGGAGGUGAGGAUCGCGGGUGUGGUGACCAACUGGACGCUGGUGAGCAUGCAUCACGAUGAUCAGUCCUGCAUGGACCCCAACACGAUCAACACCAACGUUGUCGUUUCCAUGACUGGUCACGACGGGCCGUUUGGCGCUUUUAGCGUCAAGAGACUGGUCAGCAUGAAGCAGAUCGAGGAGCUGGGCGGGAUGAGGGGGUUGGAUAUGGGCAAGGCUGAGGAUGCGAUUGUGAAGAGGACGAGGGAGAUUGUGCCUGGGUUGGUGGUUGGUGGUAUGGAGCUGAGUGAGGUUGAUGGGGCCAACAGGAUGGGCCCUACCUUUGGUGCCAUGGUCCUCUCUGGUCUCAAGGCUGCCGAGGAGACCCUCAGAGUCUUUGACCAGCGCAAGGCCCAGAACGAUGCCGAGCUCUAAGAUGCUCACAUGACGACCUUGAGCAGACAAACAUGGACAUGCUCGGUGGGAACACAUAUACACACGGCAGGCUGAAGGGGAGGUGCCACGUUCCUUGAGAUUUAGUUUUGGCUUUGUGACCUACCUACCUACCUUGGUCGCCCACAGACAGAUUGUGUGUGCUACACGUACAUGAAAUGGGUAUCACUUUAUGAUCAGUUGCUUCAUGUUGUCCCCAAUGCAAGCGGUGAUAUCAACGUUUCAGAGCCACCAGAUGAUUUGCCACCCGAGAUUCUACCUUGGUCAUCGAAUUUUUGACGAGAAGAAAUAUUAUUACAGC